AUGUCGCAAAAAGAGGACGACCUGGCCUAUGGCCGCUAUUAUGAAUCCCAGCGUGGCUCUGGUGGUGACAGUUCUCGUGGAUUGAGCGACACCUUUAAGAAGCUGAAGGAUAGCUACAAGACUCACCAGAGUUCCGGUCAGAGCCACGGUCAGCCCGGAAACCAGCCACAAAAUUCACAGAAUCAGAAUCAACCCCCAUAUGGUUAUAGUACCAACCAAGGUCAAACUACAGGCCAGUACCAGCAGCAACCGGAGUACCAGGGCCAAAGCCACAGCCAAAGCCAAAGCCAGGGCCAGGGUCAGGGCAACCAGUUCCAUGGACGCCCCCAAAAGGAAGAUAAGAUUGGAGGGUUCCUAGGGAAGAUCCAAGGCGCAGUGACAGAUCUGGGCACCGAAAUGGCACAGAAGCUUGGCAACACCAUUGAUCCUCAAGCCUAUGCGCAUUACGGCGCAGUCAAGCCCACCGCUGAGCAACGCUUUGGAAGCUUUGCCCCACCCCGAGAGCGCAACGAUGCAAAGUGGUAUGUGGAUGGCUGCAGCUAUUUCUGGGCCGUCUCAAAGGCCUUGGAGAGUGCGCGCGAGUCGAUUUGGAUUCUUGACUGGUGGCUUUCCCCAGAGCUUUACUUGAGAAGACCCCCCGCCAAGAAUGAACAAUACCGACUGGACCGGAUGUUGCAAGCUGCCGCCCAGCGCGGUGUUCGCGUCAAUAUCAUUGUAUACAAGGAAGUCACUCAGGCCCUGACGCUCUCCUCCGCGCACACAAAGCACACCCUGGAGAAUCUGCAUCCUAAUAUUGCAGUCUUUCGACACCCCGAUCAUUUACCGGAUCGUCAAGAGCUUGCCUCGUCAAUCUCCAGCUCCUUCCAAAAUAUGUCUCUGGACUCCGCAAGUCUUGGCAAGAUGUCCAAGGACGCUUUGAAGGGACUGUAUGGUAUGAACGACGAUGUUAUUCUCUACUGGGCCCACCAUGAGAAGCUGUGCUUGAUUGAUGGCCAAACCGCUUUCAUGGGUGGACUGGACAUGUGCUUCGGACGCUGGGACACCCACCAGCAUGCCAUUUCCGAUGUUCACCCGGCCGAUCUCAACGAGAACGUCUUCCCAGGCCAGGAUUACAACAACUCGCGAGUUCUUGAUUUCCAAGAUGUUUCUCACUGGGAGAACAACCAACUCGAUCGGAAGACUAUGUCUAGAAUGGGAUGGUCCGAUAUUUCGGUGAGCUUGCACGGAGGCGUUGUUGAGGAUUUACGCCGACACUUCGUGGAGCGAUGGAACUUUAUCUACGACGCGAAGUACAAGGUUCGUCAGCAGCCUCGAUAUGUCAGACUUGCACUAUAUGGUCGCCCCACCUCUACUGGUCCGCAGUCUGGCUCUGCACCAUCGCAGCAACAGCAGCAACAGACACAGGAGCAACAGAGCCCUUAUCCAUCCGGACAAGCCAGCCCACACGUUCAGCAGCCAUCCUGGCAAGGCGGAGGUUCUACUUACCCGCCUCCACCGGGACAGUCGUCUUCUACUGCGCAGUCCCAACAGCAGCCCCAGAGCUCUGCAGUGUCGAAUCAGUAUCAAACCGGUAGCACACCAACCUACCCUCCACCCCCGGGUCAGGCCCAUCCAAGCCAGAAUCAGCAACAGACUGGAAAUUUCCCUACAUAUCCGCCCCCACCAGGUCAAGAUUCGUCUAGCCAUCAACAGCAGCCACAUAGUCCUGCUCCGUCCUGGCAGUCUGCAUCUGGGAAUACCCCAAACUACCCACCUCCGCCAGGUCAGGCAUCUGCUAGCCCGCAGCCGUAUCAGCAGCAGCAUGCCACUCCUUCUUACCAACAAUAUCAGGCUGGUAGUACAUCAUCCUACCCAUCCCACUCGACCGAGUUGCCAGCCAACACCUCCCAAUCUCCACCUAGCUACUCAGGCCACUCUACAAGCCAAGAUCAUUCUCAAUAUACUUACACUGGUGAUUCCUUCCCGCCACCUCCCGCUGGUCCUCCCCCGAGUCAAUCACCUGCCAGCCAGAAUUAUCAGCCCCACCAGCAGCCCCACCAGCAGCAGCAACAGAACCAAGCACCAUACUAUGCACCUACGCCUACUCAAUCUCCCAACUCGACCCAACAUGCCCAGGCACAGAGCCAAGCACCUUACUAUGCGCCACCACCGACCCAGGAAGCAUCGCAUUCGGGUACCCGUGGAAUCAGCGAUUACUAUCAAGGUCAAGCAGGGGAUCAGGAGCGAGGCUUUGCUCCACGCCGCCUUCGUGAGGAUUUCACGAACUAUGGAAACAACCUUCGGGGUCAAUUGGCCGGCCAAAUCCACACUUAUCAGGAUCGCCUCACCACCUACGGCCGUCCCACUUCGCAGAGCCGUGGCAACAUGUCUUGCCAAAUUGUGCGUAGCUGUGCCAAGUGGAGCAAUGGAACUCCCGUGGAGCACUCCAUCCAAAAUGCGUACGCGGCGGUCAUCAAAAACAGUGAGCACUUCGUGUAUAUUGAGAACCAAUUCUUCAUCACGGCAACCGGUGAUCACCAACACCCAGUGAAGAACACGAUCGGAGCUGCGAUUGUGGAGCGUAUUCUGCGCGCCGCUCGUGCAGGCCAGAAAUAUAAGAUCAUUGUUGUGAUUCCUUCCGUUCCGUGCUUUGCCGGAGACUUGCGUGACGAUGAGACCCUUGGAACUCGCGCUAUCAUGGAAUUCCAAUACAAUUCGAUCAACCGGGGCGGUAACAGUAUCAUGGAAUUGAUUGCCAAGGAAGGUUUCAAUCCCAUGGAGUACAUUCGUUUCUACAACCUGCGCAACUACGAUCGGAUUAACAACGCGGGUCUGUUGGCUGCCGUGGAGCAACAGAGUGGCGUCGACUACGGACAUGCUCAGAGACAGUAUGAUGUUAAUACUGCCGGCCCCGGGGGGUAUGCUCCAGCUCCUGCUCAGACCGCUACUCGCAGUGCCUUCGAUACCAGCGCGCCCUUCCAGCAGUAUCAGCAAGCCGCGCAUCAGGUGCAGGGCGCCAAGGGCUCCGGCUCUGGCCGUUGGGAUAGCGUCAGCUCGUGCUAUAUGCUGAAUGGGGAGGAUAUCCGUAAUGUGCCGUGGGAUGGUCACCCUGAUGCUGAGAUCGAUGCAUUCGUGAGCGAGGAGCUCUACGUGCACUCCAAGGUGAUGAUUGCCGACGACCGACUGGUUAUCUGUGGAUCUGCCAACCUCAACGAUCGCUCGCAGCUUGGUGACCAUGAUUCUGAGAUUGCUGUAAUCAUCGAGGAUUUCACCCCGGUACAGUCCAGCAUGAACGGCAAGCCAUGGACCGCCAGCCGUUUUGCAUCCUCUCUCCGUCGCGAGCUGUUCCGCAAGCACUUGGGACUCUUACCCGCCCAGGACUACGAGCGACCGGACGCCAACUUCGAGCCCGUCGGAGUCCCCAACAACUUCGACUUCGACUGCCCGGAGAGCAGAAUUGUUGCGGAUCCGCUCGCUGACACCGUGCAAAGCAUGUGGAACACCCGAGCUCGCACGAACACCGAGGUCUUCCGCAAGGUCUUCCACGCCGUCCCGGAUGAUAGUGUGCACAACUGGGCCACUUACAAGGAGUUUUAUGAGUACUACUUCCAUGGCGCGGACAAGCAAGCUGAUGGAAAGGACAUGGGUCGGCCAGCCCGAUUCCAGUGGGGCCAUGUGGUGCGCGAUGAUUUCGCCCCUGGCGCAGAGGGAGCUAAGCAGGUCAAAGAACUGCUUAGCCAGGUCAAGGGUACCCUGGUUGAGAUGCCCUUGAUGUUCUUGAUUGAGGAGGAUAUUGCGAAGGAAGGGUUGACUUUGAACGAUUUGACCGAGCCCCUCUACACUUGA
Messenger RNA from Penicillium manginii, 3825 nucleotides. RefSeq names its product putative phospholipase D (PLD) (gene pld2). Gene Ontology annotation, molecular function: catalytic activity. The record is from RefSeq and is a predicted model, not a curated record. NCBI's taxonomy places the organism in Eukaryota, Fungi, Ascomycota, Eurotiomycetes, Eurotiales, Aspergillaceae. Gene Ontology annotation, biological process: cell motility. The transcript is spliced from 4 exons. The coding region runs from base 1 to 3825 and encodes 1274 amino acids.